Molecule: messenger RNA, 5638 nt
Organism: Pseudonaja textilis
Lineage: Eukaryota; Metazoa; Chordata; Lepidosauria; Squamata; Elapidae
Gene: XYLT1
Product: xylosyltransferase 1
Biological process (GO): chondroitin sulfate proteoglycan biosynthetic process; heparan sulfate proteoglycan biosynthetic process
Cellular component (GO): membrane
Molecular function (GO): protein xylosyltransferase activity
Source: RefSeq, a predicted model, not a curated record
GAGAAGCUGCGCUGCGCGAUGGUGGCGGCGGCGACGGGGGCGACGGGGGCGGCUUCUUCUUCUUCUUCUUCGGCGGCCGGGGUGGCCUCCCCGUGCAGCCGGCGGCUGGCUCGGCGCUCGCACUCGGCGCUGCUGCUGGCGCUCACCGUCCUGCUGGUGCAAACGCUGCUGGUGUGGAAUUUCAGCAGCCUGGAUGCGGCCGACGAGCAGCAGCAGCAACGGCAGCAGCAACGGCAGCAGCAGCAGCAGCCUCCGCGGAGAGGCGCCCUCGCCGCCGCCGGCAGCAGCAACAGCAACAGCCGGAGCGGCCACAGUAGCAGCAGCAGCAGCAGCAGCAGCCGCCGGCGAGAGAAGCGAGACCUGGAGAGCCGCGACGGGCCCCGGGCGCCGCAACCCCGCCGCGCGGCCGGCGCUUUCCGCGGCAAGGCGAUGAUGGAUCAACCUCUGAAUCCUGAUAAAGGCUUUGAAGCUCAGGAUGGCUAUUUUUCCCACCGGCCAAAGGAGAAGACGCGAACAGACAGCAACAAUGAGAACUCUGUCCCGAAGGACUUCGAAAACAUCGACAAUAGCAAUUUUGCUCCCCGGUCCCAGAAGCAGAAGCAUCCGCCAGAACUGGUGAAAAAGCCCAUCAGUGCACAGAAGGAACGCCUGCGGAGAAAGCUAGAACAGGAGGAGAAAGCCAAGGAGAACUCUGUCCUCAGGAAGAAUGUCCAUGAGCGGCUGCCCUUGGACAAUUCUGCCCCUAAACCCAACAACAAUGGCAACUCCCUGAAAGACACCCCAAGGUCCCUCGCGCAGCCUCAUAUGAAACGGAGUGGGAACGGUUCUCCUGAGCUUGGAUACGAUCAGCUGCCAAAAUGUGACAUUUCAGGCAAGGAAGCCCUCUCGGCUCUAUCCAGGGCUAAAUCCAAGCAGUGUCGUCAAGAAAUUGCCGAGACCUACUGUCAACACAGGCAAGGGAAGCUGAUGCCCGAGCAGGUGACUCGUUUCUGCCCGCUGGAAGGAAAAGCCAAUAACAAUAUCCAGUGGGAUGAGGACUCCAUAGAAUAUAUGCCAGCUGACCCAGUCAGGAUCGUGUUUGUCUUGGUCGUCCAUGGCAGAGCUUCUCGCCAGCUGAUGCGCAUGUUCAAGGCGAUCUAUCACCAGGAUCAUUUUUAUUAUAUCCACGUGGAUAAGCGUUCCAAUUAUUUACACCGGCAAGUGCUCCAGUUCGCGAGCCAGUAUCCGAAUGUGAGAGUCACCUCCUGGCGCAUGGCCACCAUCUGGGGCGGAGCCAGUCUUCUCUCCACCUACCUGCAGAGUAUGCAAGACCUCUUGGAGAUGAAGGAUUGGCCGUGGGACUUCUUCAUUAACCUCAGUGCUGCAGACUAUCCUAUCAGGACGAACGACCAGCUUGUCGCAUUCUUGUCCAGAUACCGGAACAUGAACUUCUUGAAAUCCCAUGGAAGGGACAACGCAAGAUUUAUUAGAAAACAAGGCCUUGAUAGAUUGUUUCUGGAAUGUGAUACCCACAUGUGGAGACUCGGGGACCGGAAAAUCCCGGAAGGAAUCACUGUGGAUGGUGGUUCUGAUUGGUUUCUGCUGAACAGGAAGUUUGUCGAAUACAUCACAUUUUCAACAGAUGACUUGGUGACCAAGAUGAAACGGUUCUAUUCCUUUACUCUACUUCCUGCUGAGUCUUUCUUCCACACCGUCUUGGAAAACAGUCCUUAUUGUGACACCAUGGUGGACAAUAACCUGCGUAUCACAAACUGGAACAGAAAGCUGGGGUGCAAGUGUCAGUACAAGAAUAUUGUGGAUUGGUGUGGCUGUUCCCCCAAUGAUUUUAAGCCAUCUGAUUUUCACCGGUUCCAGCAAACAGCAAGACCAACCUUCUUUGCACGCAAGUUUGAGGCGGUUGUCAAUCAGGAAGUCAUCUCCCAGUUGGAUUAUUAUCUCUAUGGUAACUAUCCUUCUGGUACCCCGGGCCUUCGGUCCUACUGGGAGAAUGUAUACGAUGAACCAGAUGGCAUCCACAGCAUUAGUGAUGUUGCACUGACUCUCUACCACUCGUUUUCCCGUUUGGGCCUGAAGAAAGCAGAAACGUCCUUCCAUAAGGAUGGUGACAACAGUUGCCGAUAUUACCCAAUGGGGCAUCCAGUGUCAGUCCAUCUCUACUUUCUCGCUGAUCAUUUUCAGGGCUUCCUCAUCAAACAUCACACAACCAAUUUGGCUGCCAGUAAACUGGAGACCUUAGAAACGUGGGUCAUACCUAAGAAGGUGUUCAAGAUUGCAAGCCCUCCAAGUGAUUUUGGAAGGCUACAUUUCUUGGAGGUUGGCACAGACUGGGAUGCGAAAGAGAGAAUAUUCCGCAAUUUUGGAGGCCUUAUUUCACCGACGGAUGAGCCGGUGAGCAUGCAGAAGUGGGCAAAAGGUCCUAACGUCACCGUGACAGUGAUCUGGGUGGAUCCCGUCAACGUCAUUGCUGCCACCUACGAUAUCCUGAUCGAAUCCAGUGCCGAGUUCACCCAUUACAAGCCACCUUUGAAUUUACCCCUCCGGCCCGGAGUCUGGACCAUUAAAAUCCUGCAUCAUUGGGUGCCCGUGGCAGAGACCAAAUUCCUGGUCUCUCCUCUGACGUUUUUGAACAAGCAAGCCAUCCGACAAGAGGAAGCCAGAAAGCUGCAUGGUGGACCUCCGAAGAACGCCUACAUGGAGCAGAGUUUCCAAGGGCUCAACCCCGUGCUAAACAUUCCAGUCAGCACUGGCCAACUGGAGCAGUUGAAGAAGAACGCCAUGUUGACGGGCACCAAGCUGGAGACCUGGGUGGACAGUUUGGUGGGAAGCGUGUGGUCAGCCGUCGACAUCUGCACUACGGGCCCGACCUCCUGUCCUCUCAUGCAGGCCUGCAGCCAGACGUCCUGGAGCUCCCUCAGUCCUGACCCAAAAUCUGAGUUGGGCCCCGUGAGACCAGAUGGACGCUUGAGGUAGCACCUGGUACCCCUUUUGCUGGCUUUAAAAAAAGGCAACCUGAGCAUUUUGCUCUCGUGAUACUCUUCGGAUGGGGUUGGUGCAGGUAGCAGGUGAGCUAACGGAAGAGUCUUUAAAGAAAACCUACGAAUCCAUGUUCAAGAGGGGGCUGAAAAUGCCAGCCUCUUUUACUGACCAGUUUUUGUCAUCUCGAGGGUUUUGGAAAUCAGGGAACAAGCAGGAAAGGAGAAACCAAUUGUAGGAAGUCUGACGUUUUUAAAGGCGGGGGCAGCGUCUUUUCAAUUCUGAUCAGAGCUAAUUUAUUUCUCAAUCUCGCACACCAAUAUGCUGUAUCCCGGCCAUAUAUAUAUAUAUAUACAUAUAUUUCAGUUUCCCGAAAGUCUUAGCAAAGCAGUUUAGUCACAAUUGCUAAAAUUCCUCUCUUUUUUUUCCAGUGGUCCACGUUUUUCAAACCGCCCUCCUUUGACAUCUCACAAAAGCAUUCACAUUGUUACUCCAGAUAGCCAAACUUAGAACGUGAUUAUAUUGUGAAUCCACAGAUGGUACAAUAGAGAGAGUGUUAAUUUCACCCUUUCGUGCCAACAGAGAUUCGGAGUUUGGUCCUCUAGAUGAGCUAAUGAUCACCCAAGACUUCUCUAGACUAAAGGGCGAGGGGGGAAGGUUUCCAAGCUUGGCAACUUUAAGACUUGACUUCAAUUCCCAGAAUUCCUUGGGGAAUUGUGGGAGUUGAAGUCCACAAGUCUUAGAGUUGGCAAGUUUGGAGGCCUCUGCUCUUCCAAAUACAGCUAGCGAGGGAGUCGGCUCAAAGGAGAAAGCCAAAACUCCUGUGUUGAGUUUUUCACAUCCCCAGGUCAGACUGGAAAAUAGUUUUCCAGAAAUCCAAAAAAAUAAAUAAAUCCCUUUGUAUCAGGAUGUUUGUGUGUCUAGUGUAUCUGUUAGACUAGACACUAGACUUUUGACAUCUGAAUCUCAGCAUUGCCUUCUUCUGAUGGGAAAGGGGGUGACUUAGAAAGCAACCAAUAACUAUUCCUCCUGGUUCUAGUAAUCAUUUUAGUGAUGGAUCAAUGCUUAAAGAGCUGUGUUCAGCAUCCUCAACCAGGUUAGAUCGAGUGAUUCAAUUCAUAACGCGCUACGCUUGUGGGCUUUCAACUUGGCCAGUCGUGGCUUACCGGUGGUGGGCAUCCAACCUGUUUGGUUAGCUUGCGGUCGCAUCUUUUGCCAACCGCUACAAAGGGGUUGAUUCAAGAAGCAGUUGUGUGAACCUAGACAAACCAAGACUAGAUGAGACGGCCUAAGCCAGCGCAAGCUGUUUCUCCAAAGAACACAUCAUAAGCUCCACAGAGUUGCAGGCUGGAGAGAAAUAUCCCUUUGACACACACCGACACACUCAUACCCACAUAAACAGCAAGGCUUAGUUUUGCUCUAUUGUGCGGUGGUAGGUGCCCUGUUAAAGAAAGGAGAAAGUGCUUUUUAAAAAAAAAAAAGUUCAGGCAGGGAACUGAUAGCUGGAAAGGAAUUAGCUGCCUUCUACUCUUCCACAGCAUUCCAUUUAACGGAGAAAAAUGGAGCGGGCACUUUUCCAGAAUUGUUUCUCCGAAACAAGACCAAGGCGCCUCCGUUUGAAUCCAGUUUUGUAUUUAUUUAUAUAUAUAUUUUUAACUCUUUGCAGAUUCCGAGUCCUUUUUUUUUUUUUAGCUUCGGGAGCUGCAAGGUUUAAGUCAAGGGUGCAAAAAGCCAAAUUUUAUUCCUAAUUAAAUGACCUCAUCCUGACUGAUCUCUAGUGGAUUACUUUAAGCCUUAAAUUGCACUCCGACAACAGAGGGACAAAGGUUUCUGCUCUGAGACACACUACAUGAGCAGGAAGUUGGAUUAACUCUGUUAUUCUGGAUCUUCAGUUCAUAUAUCCACUGAUGGAUCCUCUGGGAUCCAGUUGAUUGUUUUUAACAAAAGCUGUCUUUCUCCUUUUGGGUGGGGGGGGGGGCUUUCUUUCAUUUCGAACCCAACUCACCUUUAAAGACCACAAGAAGAGCAGAAGGGCUGAAAAGAUAAACAGGAACAACAACCAUCACCAAAAAAUCUGGUUUCCCUUUUAAAACGCGUUACUGCAGAGUCAAACUUGACAUGGGGAAGACGGGCUCAUGAAUUCCACCCCACCUCUCCUGUCCUCCUUGGUUUAAAGCUGCGGGAUUUUUGCUUUCGACUUUUGAAAUUGCCGUGUCAGCUGCUGUGCAGGCGUAAAGGCAGAGCAUUCAAUAUUUAGCUGGCCCCAAAGAAAGGAGACAACCACGUUAACGUGUUUAUUUGUGUUUCAGUCAGUGACGAAUGGUUACGCAGCUCGCUAGGGAGUGAUCUUAUCUCGCUGAAUAACCGCUGCCUUUAUUAAGGCAAGGCCUUUAAAACAAAAGAAAAUAGUCUUUUAUUUUUUACCUUUCCUCUCCUUUCCGUUCCUUCCAGUUUUGCUUUUGUUCGACGUCUUGUAUAAUGUCAGGUGUGGCUCCAUUCAAGAUCCAAGAAAGAAAACCUUAGGCUCUUAUUUAUUUUUAUUUUGAGAAAAGGACUUUUACUGAGGCUGAAGGAGUAGCGUCCAAAGAAAUACAAGGUCUGAGGCAAAUAGGCGCGGAAUCCACAUAUAGAAAUUUAUUCCCAUGUGCCCACCCCCAGUCGUUCA